AGUAUACAUUACACGCAAAUAUAUUCUUUAUUUAUUUUUUCCCAAGCUAAGCAUUCCAAAAUAUAUUUAUUAAUGAAACACAUAUGUAGUAUCUCAGCCAUCUGGUCAGAUACUUAAGUCUCUUCCUCUGAGCUCCAGAAUGUACCAGAAUAUUCUGUCCAGGAUUCUUAACAAGCUCGUGCAGGCUGCACAACUGUAUUUAUUUAAUCCCUAACUCAGUUUCACUCACCCUUUUCCUGACAUUAAUGGUAAUAAUGUCUGGUCAACCGAGCAAAGGCUUAAGAUCCAAAUGGGGAUUAGAGCGGAUUAGGUCCUGAAAUAUUUUGGCACAAAUAUUUACAGGGGAGACAGCAGCACUUGACCUGAUAUGACCUGACCUGUGGUGACCUGUCUGCUCGGCGCAGGGAUUGAGGAUAUCACUCGGCGACGAGAAGUCAAGGCGAAAGGAACUCGGCACUUUCACCCGGCGAAUAUCUGCAGAACCUCAAUCGAAAAUCCAGCAAUGGAGAGCGAAAGGAUGCUGAAGCCCACUGUGAGCUAUCAUCUGUUCCUGUACCGCGUCGAGCUGGCCCGUCGGAAUGCCCGGCAGCUGCGGCUUUCCCGCACCAAGAUCGAGAUCACCGACGAGCUCAUCUCCAACACGGUGCGCAACCUGAAGACGUGCAGCAUGGACGACCUGAAGGCGGUCAACCGGGAGCUGCUGUUCAAGCGGAAACUGCGGAGCAACGUGUCCAAGCUGAAAAAGGAGGCCAAGCACCAUCGGCAGCAGCGCGAGGAGAACCCAGCCAAACAGGAUUAGUGGCGAAUCAAUCAGACCGCGGUGAUUUAUUGUAUAUAGCUUGUGUAAAUAAAUACUUUUGAUAAGACUUUUGCAUUG
This is a messenger RNA of Drosophila biarmipes, 877 nucleotides long. RefSeq lists its product as uncharacterized. Bases 503 to 799 code for a protein of 98 amino acids. The transcript has 2 exons. Lineage: Eukaryota; Metazoa; Arthropoda; Insecta; Diptera; Drosophilidae. The record is from RefSeq and is a predicted model, not a curated record.